Molecule: messenger RNA, 777 nt
Organism: Miscanthus lutarioriparius
Lineage: Eukaryota; Viridiplantae; Streptophyta; Magnoliopsida; Poales; Poaceae
Source: the annotation of a GenBank genome assembly
AUGAUGACCCUCGAGGAUAUCGUGAUGCUCCACCUCCUCCACUUGCACGAACAAGGCCUCUCUCUCCAGCGCUUGGCGGAGGAAUUGUCUAGUCGCCGUGCUGAGAUGCGUAGAAUCCGUGAAGACAAUCAGCGUCUGGCAGAUGAAAUUGUUAGUCUCAGGCAAACCAAGCCGCGUUUGGAAGAAGACCUCCAAGUCUCAAGUCAGGCUGUUCCGAAGCUCCGGGCAGAGAAAGAGCUUGAAUCGAGGGAGCUAACUCAGAGGAAUCUGAAGCUGGAAGCUGAACUGCGUGCCUUAGAACCCCUUAGGCAAGAUGCUCUGCAUCUGCGAUCUGAAGCAAGUAAACUACAGUCUUUGAGGCAAGAGUUGACUGCAAAGGUUCAAGGUCUAUUGAAAGAGCUUGAACAUCAGAAAUCUGAAAGCCAGAAAAUGACUGCUAUGAUAGCUGAACGUGAUGCUCUCUAUCAAGAAUUGCACCAGGCUAGGGCGAACCUUGAGUUUGAAAAGAAGGCAAAGCCAGAGCUGACUGCACAGGUUCAGGCAAUGGAGAAGGAUCUUGUAGCUAUGGCUCAGGAGGCUGAGAAGCUGAGGGCUGAUAUUGCAAAGAGAAGCACACCUAGUUUCAGCAGCCGUGGAACUUAUGGAGCCUCUUUGUCGACUCCUGGGAUGGGUUUGCAAGGCAUGUAUGAUGGCAGCUAUCCUACGGUUGGGAGCCGUUAUGGCAGUGGCACUGGGGCUUGGAGCUCGCAUGAUCCCCAUGGUUACCCGCAUCUGUAA